UGUUGUAAAAGUAUAAGAGCUAAAUGUUGCACGGCAGCCCAAAAGUACACACACACACACACACACACACACUUUUUGAUGAAUGAAGAGAUAAAAUGGAGUCUACUGAACCCAGUUGAGGACAUUUAUGACAUUAACAUUCUGGGGAUGUCAGAUGAGACCUGAUGGAUCAAUUGUGAAACUGAUUAUAAUAACUUGAUUAUAAUAACUCUCUCAGCCUCUGUUAUCUUGGUCAUCAGGUACUACAAACGACACACCAAUACAAUACUAACUCUUGCUUGGACAAGCCUGCGCCGAGACGCAACUCGUCAGCCCUCCCUCGCGCGGACGCGCCGCCGGGAGCGCGCACCCUCAGAGCAGGUGGUGACUCUCCUCCUCCUCCUAUUCCUCCUCCUCCUCCUCAUAAGAGGCAGGAGACGGUCCGGAUGCUCGGCACAUCCCGGGGUGCACGGAGAGCGGACUACGGAGCUGCUGCCGCUGUCAGCCUGCAGCCAUAUGACUGAGCUGCUGUUCAAACCACACACAACAACAACAACAACAACAACAACAACACAAGGGGAACUACAACAACCAACAAAACAAAAGCAGACGGCAGGUGGCGCUGUGCUGGACAGACAAUGGCUCUCUCCUGGAGCCUCCUCCUGGCCUUCUUGUUUGCCGCCCUGACGUUGUCUCACGGCGCUGAGCCCGGAGCUCCUCACGGCAAGAGGAGGCAGGCGGGUGGCGGCAACGCCCUGCAGCACCCUCUGCAAGGGCUGCAGGGCCACCGCUACAGCAGGGGCCGCGGGGGCCAGGGGGGCCAGGGGGCCCGCGCCGGACUGCUGUCCCACAGGCCCCUGCACCCCCUCGCCAGGCCCGAGGACGACGGGACGGGCCUGGAGAGCUUGGGCCCGGUGAGACUGGAGACGGGCCCGGGCAGGGACAGAGACAGAGUUCGAAUGAGCAUGAAGAGUCCGUCCCAGACCCGGGAAAACCAGCUCCUGGGGACCCGCAAGGGACGGGGACACGGACACCGGAACGGACACGGACACGGACACGGACACCAUUUUGAGCAGAGGAGACAGGGGAGUCGGCGCGACAAGGAGCGGCACAGAAAAGGGUUCCUUCCAGAGCCGGAGCUCAUCUCUGCGUUUAAGGACAGAGAUUUGUUCGAGGAUCCUCCCUCCUCCUCCUCCUCCUCCUCCUCCUCCUCCUCCUCCUCCUCCGCCGCCUCCCCCUCCCUCAGCAUGACCCCGCCCGAUGACACCCCCUCCCCCAUCGCCGCCGUCUUCGGCUCCGGCUCCUCCAUGGUUACCACGGUGAUGAACGAGCAUCCCCCGACGCUGCCCCCGGCCUCCACCAAACCCCAGAGGUCCGGAAGAGGAAAAGGACAAGGAGAGGUGAUGCCAACGCUGGACAUGGCGCUUUUUGACUGGACAGACUACGAGGACAUGAAACCCGUGGACUCCUGGCCGUCCUCCAGGAAGAAAGACAAGAGGCGGAGUAAGAACCUCAGCAGUGGAAACGUGACGGUCGACGCCGACGCCAUCGAGCCAUGUGACCACCACCUGGACUGCCUCCCAGGUUCUUGCUGCGACUUGAGACAACACGAGUGUCAACCUCACAACAGAGGCCUCAACAACAAAUGCUACGACGACUGCAUGUGCGAGGAAGGGUUUCGCUGUUACGCCAAAUUCCACCGUAAGCGGCGAGUGACCAGGCGGAGGGGCCGCUGCGUGGUGCCAGAGUCCGUCAGCGACGACCAAGGAGGCUUCAUCACUAUCUGAGGAGGAGGAGGAGGAGGAGGAGGAGGAGGAGCAGCGUCUCCACGACGUCUCCGACGUGAAAUCACAUGACACCGCUACCACGACGACGCUCGGUGCUGAAAGGUGCUGGUUUUUGUCAACUGCAUCCCGCAAUGUAAAACAUCUAAAUAUCAGUUAAAGCAAAAAAAAAUAUCUCAAUUGGAAUUACUGUUUUGACUGUUGCAUUGUGGGAUGAGCCACACACAUAAUUCGGUUGUUUUCAGCGUCACAGCAGAAGCAUUUGUUGUGUUUUUUUUGGGGGGGCGUUUCCAAAACUCACUUAGUCAACUAUGACCAAUGCUUUUUUAAAUUUUUUUUAUUGGUAUAAAAGAUUCACUUGGCCAUAGUUCAUGUGUUGAUAUUCACCACAGUUAUGGUGUCUGUUGGUUUUAAUUUAACUUUAUGGUCUCCGUCCGGCCGUUCUGAGUCAAACUAUGUUUACGAAUCAUUUUUUUUAGUGUUGACGAGGGGCGUUCGUUCAGUUCACGAUCUUUUCAAAUGGAGUCGAGCGAGCCGUCGGUCUUGAUUUAAAAAAAAUAAUGACGUUGGCACCGUUCGAGUGUUUCUCGGGACGCUUGCUUUCCAAAAACAAAUGCUGGAAAUGAUUUGUAAAUGCCUUUUGAACCCAGUGUGUUGUGUUGUAAAUAAGAAUGUGUUUGAAUGGCCGACAAGGUUUUUUGUUCAAUUGACAUCACCUCUCUUCAAAUGUACUUAAAACGAUGUUUGACCUCCUUUUACACGUCUCGAUGUAUGUUUUAUUUAUACUGUACUUAAACACAGUUGUUUGUUGGUUUUCAUGAUUAAACACUUACUAGGA
This is a messenger RNA of Cyclopterus lumpus (lumpfish), 2601 nucleotides long. RefSeq names its product dorsal inhibitory axon guidance protein (gene draxin). The transcript is spliced from 7 exons. Gene Ontology annotation, cellular component: extracellular region. Gene Ontology annotation, biological process: Wnt signaling pathway; axon guidance. NCBI's taxonomy places the organism in Eukaryota, Metazoa, Chordata, Actinopteri, Perciformes, Cyclopteridae. The record is from RefSeq and is a predicted model, not a curated record. The coding region runs from base 618 to 1766 and encodes 382 amino acids.